Messenger RNA from Schistocerca americana (American grasshopper), 873 nucleotides. RefSeq names its product vegetative cell wall protein gp1-like. The record is from RefSeq and is a predicted model, not a curated record. Lineage: Eukaryota; Metazoa; Arthropoda; Insecta; Orthoptera; Acrididae. The transcript has a single exon. Bases 1 to 873 code for a protein of 290 amino acids.
AUGCAAGGCGCGGCACGUCCGGAGCUCCGCCACUUUCGCCUGGAACGCGGGCGGCGGCCACGACCCCUGUCCCAGUCACGGAGCCCCUGUCCCAGCCACGGAGCCCCUGUCCCGGCCACGGAGCCCCUGUCCCAGUCACGGAGCCCCUGUCCCAGUCACGGAGCCCCUGUCCCGGCCACGGAGCCCCUGUCCCGGCCACGGAGCCCCUGUCCCAGUCACGGAGCCCCUGUCCCAGUCACGGAGCCCCUGUCCCGGUCACGGAACCCCUGUCCCGGUCACGGAGCCCCUGUCCCAGUCACGGAGCCCCUGUCCCAGUCACGGAGCCCCUGUCCCGGCCACGGAGCCCCUGUCCCGGCCACGGAGCCCCUGUCCCGGCCACGGAGCCCCUGUCCCGGCCACGGAGCCCCUGUCCCGGCCACGGAGCCCCUGUCCCGGUCACGGAGCCCCUGUCCCAGUCACGGAGCCCCUGUCCCAGUCACGGAGCCCCUGUCCCGGUCACGGAACCCCUGUCCCAGUCACGGAGCCCCUGUCCCAGUCACGGAGCCCCUGUCCCAGUCACGGAGCCCCUGUCCCGGCCACGGAGCCCCUGUCCCGGCCACGGAGCCCCUGUCCCGGCCACGGAGCCCCUGUCCCGGCCACGGAGCCCCUGUCCCGGUCACGGAACCCCUGUCCCAGUCACGGAGCCCCUGUCCCAGUCACGGAGCCCCUGUCCCAGUCACGGAGCCCCUGUCCGCGGGCGCCGGCCGGCGCGUGCCGCGCCGUGAUUGCCGUGCCCCGGCGCUUUACGUCCAGCCAGGUGGCGGCGCUAUCUCACGCCACAUCAGCGCCACCCUGGCAGCUCAGACCGCUAUAAUUGCCUUCCGCUCGUUAUGA